CUAAUAUCUUUAUAACCUAUGGAAUACAAAUGUUAAGUGCUUUUACAAACUGCCUAAAAGUCUAUAAGAUAAAAAGUGUCACUUUACAGUGUACGAUAAUCUGUUAAUCUUUAUCUUUUUCUGAAUGCAUUCAUCAUUAAUUUAUAAAUUUACUAUUAUGAUAUAAAUAGUUGUUUACAUAUGUAGUAUGACUAGUACAGAAGAAAAGAAAAUAGAAUUCAAAAAGAAAUCAAGGAAACCGAUAAGGAAACGACAGGUUUCAUCAGAUGAAGAUGACAAUGAAAAUGAAGAAGCCUCUGUUAGGGAAAAAGUUGAAGAGAUGAAAACUAUACAAAAACUUCGUGAAAGACCAAAAGGUAUAAAUGUUGUUGGAUUAGCCCUUGGAGAAAAUGUAACACCUGAUGUAAUGACGUCUGACCCUUUUAAUGUAAAAACUGGAGGAAUGGUAAAUAUGACUGUAUUAAAGAAUACAAAAUUGAAACAAAAUGAUGCAUAUGAAACUGGAAUUGGCACACAAUUUAAUGCAGAGACUAAUAAACGCGAUGAAGAUGAAGAAAUGGUAAAAUAUAUUGAAGAAGAAUUAUCAAAGAGGAAAAGCAAAACUGAAGGUACAACUGAAAAUGGAUCAAAUAACGACAAAGGUUCUUAUUGUUCACCAGAAGAAGCAGCUUUGCAAGCAGUACCUGAACAUUUAAGACAAAGCUCUGCACACAGAAGUGAAGAAAUGCUUUCAAAUCAAAUGUUAUCUGGUAUUCCAGAAGUGGAUCUUGGAAUAGAAGCAAAGAUUCGUAAUAUCGAAGCUACGGAAGAAGCUAAGUUAAAACUGCUUUGGGAUAGGCACAGAAAGAAAGAUGGACCCUCGCAAUUUGUCCCAACAAAUAUGGCUGUGAAUUUUGUACAACACAAUAGAUUUAACAUAGAAGAUACAGAUUUCCAGAAAUCAAAACAAGAUUCUGAUGAGAGAAAAAAAGUUGCAGCACCCAGAGAUGAUUACAAGAGUAAAAGGAAAGAUAAUGGAGAAAAAGCAACUGAUGAUUAUCAUUAUGAAAGAUUCAAAAAACAAUUUAGACGAUUUUGAAAUUAUUUGUAAAUAGAAAUAAAGGAUAUAAGUUAUAUGUAAUAAAAAAUUUAUUAUUUAUACAUAA
Messenger RNA from Bombus huntii, 1145 nucleotides. Its product is annotated as telomere length and silencing protein 1 homolog. Lineage: Eukaryota; Metazoa; Arthropoda; Insecta; Hymenoptera; Apidae. Gene Ontology annotation, biological process: mRNA splicing, via spliceosome. The record is from RefSeq and is a predicted model, not a curated record. Gene Ontology annotation, cellular component: spliceosomal complex. The coding region runs from base 188 to 1078 and encodes 296 amino acids. The transcript has 7 exons.